AGGACAUAUAUGAAUAAUUAGAUGUGUAGAAAUGAUAAAAUACAUUCUUGUAAGUGUUGAAUAGUAUAAAUUAAGUUUUAUGAAUUGAAAAGUUCAAACACUUUAUUGCUUAUUACCUGGACAGACAUACUCUCAUAAAUCUAACAACUUUACUAUGAAAUUUAUAAUAGUUAUUAUUUUUUGCAAUAUCAUCACUCACAUUGUUGCUAAAAAUUGUUUACCACGUAAUUAUGGAUCAGACAGCAUUGUUUGUGUGUGCAAUGCUGUAUAUUGUGAUGCAAUUGAUGUCUACGUACCGCCAAAAGGGCGAUAUAAAAUUCAUUCGUCCAGUCAAAGUGGUUUGAGAUUUUACGAACAAACAUUAAUUUUCGACAAUGAAACUAACUACCCUACUAAAUUGUAUAUUAACACUACUGAAAAAUACCAAAGUAUCAUAGGAUUUGGAGGUGCAUUUACAGAUUCUGCUGGAUUUAAUAUCAAACAAUUGAGCGAAAAAACACAAGAGCAAUUAUUACGAGCAUAUUUUUCGAAGAAUGGCAGUAACUACAACUUAGGACGUGUUCCAAUUGGUGGAACAGAUUUUUCCUUACGCGCCUACACUUUGGAUGACUAUCCAGGAGACGUGACAUUAAAAAACUUUUCAUUAGCACGAGAAGAUAUUGAUUAUAGAAUACCGUACAUGAAAAAAGCCCUUGAAAUUAAUCCAGAAUUAAAAUUCAUGGCAGCUUCUUGGACUGCACCACCAUGGAUGAAAACGAAUAAUAAUUAUUCUGGAUUUUUAGGUUUAUUGAGAGAACAGUAUUAUCAAACAUAUGCUGAUUAUAUAGUUAAAUUUUUGGAAAGCUAUAAAAAUCAUCAACUGCCUAUAUGGGCAGUUUCAACAGGCAACGAACCAACAAAUGUAUUUGAUCCAUUUUCCGAAAUAAAUGACAUGGGUUGGACACCCGAUUCUGUUACGGAUUGGGUCAUUAAAAAUUUCGGUCCUGCUUUAGCUAAUUCAACUUCUAAUGAAACUAUAAUUUUAGGGCUAGAUGAUCAAAGAUUUAGCUUACCUUGGUUUAUUGAAGAAAUGUAUAGACGAAAUAGUAGAAUCGAUAAAUAUAUCGCUGGCAUUGGCAUUCAUUGGUACGCGGAUCAACUUUUUUCAAUUGAUGCAUACGAUCGAACUCAUGCUUUAUUUCCCGAUAAAUUUAUUCUCAUGACAGAGGCCUGUGUAGGAAGUCUCCCUUGGGAGCCUCAUGGAAUUAUUUUAGGUUCUUGGCGUCGAGCGGAAAAAUAUAUCUUGAAUAUUAUUGAGGAUUUGAAUCAUUGGGUAACCGGAUGGGUGGAUUGGAAUCUGGCACUAAACAGAAAAGGUGGACCAACUUAUAUAAAUAAUUUUGUAGAUUCACAAAUUAUUGUGCAUCCACAGCUGGAUGAAUUUUUCAAACAACCAAUGUAUUAUGCAAUGGCUCACUUUAGUAAAUUUCUCCCACGAGGAUCAGUUAGGGUAGAUCUCACUCAAGUACCGGAUGUAAAAUCUGUCGCGUUCGUCACCCCAGAACAUACAGUUGUAAUAAUACUAUACAAUGCGAGCGAUGAUCCUGUAGAUGUAGCUAUUGAAGAUCCAGAACGAGGAAUAAUCAAAACAAAUCUUCAAAGACGUACUAUUCAGACUAUUAUUUAUCAACAAUAGUCUUACAAAAUAUAUAAAAUUAGCUUAC
Molecule: messenger RNA, 1703 nt
Organism: Chelonus insularis
Lineage: Eukaryota; Metazoa; Arthropoda; Insecta; Hymenoptera; Braconidae
Product: lysosomal acid glucosylceramidase-like
Exons: 5
Coding region: 155-1675 (506 amino acids)
Biological process (GO): glucosylceramide catabolic process
Molecular function (GO): glucosylceramidase activity
Source: RefSeq, a predicted model, not a curated record